UCUUUACUCCAUGCGUGCUGCUGGACUUUCUCCAUGGUCGAUACCACGCAUAGUGAUAGCCACACCGAGAUCAUUAGUUUUAUUGAAAUCGGGCCAUUGCAUCUUUCGACUUCAGUACAGAAACUGCCAAGUGUUUACUUUGAACUACGCACGCACAAUUUCACACUGCUCAAAUAAAAAGUUAAAAUGGCUGAAAUGUGUCUGAAGAGUAGGGUUAUCCUGCGAACUCCAAUUGGACUAGUAAGAGUGACAGCAUGCAAGACAGGUGUUCAUGACAUCAGCUUAACUGCAGCUUCAGAAAUACCUGGAGAAAAAGUUGCUGUAGCAGUCACAGAGGCACCAGACCAUUGGCUAAGCCCUUUGAAGCAGUGUGUUGAUUGGUUGACCCUGUAUUUUAAGGAUGCCAAAGCAGCCUAUCAGAAACCACUUCCACCCUUCCACCGCCCAAAUGCAAAAGCAGAUUCUUUCACCUACAAAGUUUGGGAGACUCUGACAAACCAAGUCCCUUGUGGGGAGACUGUCUCCUAUGGUCAACUGGCAGCUAUGGCAGGGAACAGUAAGGCAUGCCGUGCAGUAGGUGGUGCCAUGCGGGCCAACCAAAUACCAAUCCUCAUGCCUUGCCAUCGCGUGACUAGAAGUGAUGGAGCACUGGGAAACUACAUGUCAGGAAAGGGAGACAGUCUUAAGAAGUGGUUGCUGGAGCAUGAGGGGGCUAUUGUUAACUAAGUAUUAGUUCACCGAGCUAUGAUGUCAAUGGAUCCUUGGAGAGAUUUUUAUAUAAGCUACAGAAUUUUGAAAAAAAUACAUGUAUUCACUAUAAUCUUUGAAGUCUGAUUAGCAGUAAGCACUGAACCUUUAUUCCAAGAAUGCCAUCGCUUUUAUUCCAUUCUUUGAAAACUUAGUACAUUGUACUUAUAAUUGCUUCAAGCAGCUUUGACUCAGGAAAUUCCAAUGUAGACUUCAGUGUAAGGUUGCCAUCAAUACCUAGCUUAUAAAACUUUGUGUAAGGAGUGAAAAGUAUGCCAAUUAGAUCUUGACUUCUUAGUGAUUGCAAGAUUUGUCCAUUUAUCUAAAUGUUGAAUUGCCUUGUAGAAAUCGAGUGAUACUGCCAUUUUAAAUAAAGGCUUUCCCAUGACAGCUCAUUUCAAAUAAAGACUCCUGAAAUACCGUUGCAACUACCUUA
Molecule: messenger RNA, 1183 nt
Organism: Acanthaster planci (crown-of-thorns starfish)
Lineage: Eukaryota; Metazoa; Echinodermata; Asteroidea; Valvatida; Acanthasteridae
Gene: mgmt
Product: O-6-methylguanine-DNA methyltransferase
Biological process (GO): DNA repair
Cellular component (GO): nucleoplasm
Molecular function (GO): methylated-DNA-[protein]-cysteine S-methyltransferase activity
Source: RefSeq, a predicted model, not a curated record